Messenger RNA from Caenorhabditis angaria, 2455 nucleotides. Lineage: Eukaryota; Metazoa; Nematoda; Chromadorea; Rhabditida; Rhabditidae. The record is from the annotation of a GenBank genome assembly.
AUGGAAACCGAAACGAAAACGAGUGCCGCUUUUCGAUUUCUCCAAAAAUUGCCAAUUCGUUUAACUUUGGAUAACAAUGAGAAAAUUAAAAAACGAGGAAAAUCGAAAAAAACAAAUAAGUAAGUAGGGGUUGUUCCGGGGUCCAAACUCCACCUAAAAACAAUCAAAUAUUGAUAAGACCAAAAAAAGAACCAACUGAUAAAAAGUUUCGUCAUUUUUUCUUCUAAUAAUGCCCAGACGUGACGAACCACUGUGUCUUGACGAUUUUCUCAGCAGGUUUUGAUCUGAUAUUUUCCUGCGAAGUUUUUUUAACGGAACUUUUUUGUAGGAAACUUGCGGAGAGAACACAUAUUUUGGAAUGUGCCAACAAUCAUUCGGAAAGUGAGGAGGAAGAAGAGGAAGAAGUUUUAGUGGAGAAGAAAAAUGUGGAUAUUUAUGGGGAGGUUGGAAAUCGCGCGCCGAAUGAGUUUGAGAAGGUUGGUGGAACUUUUAGGAGAUAUUUUUGAUCUACCAGAUUUUGGGAGCACAAUUUUGGUAUUGAAUAGUUUUUGGAUUAUUUUUAAGUUAUGAAAAAUUAUGAUUUGGGAAAGUUUUUAUGCUUCAAAAUGUUAAGAAAUAUUCAGAACUCCCCUAGAAAAAUUUUAAGUCCUUAUUUUUUUCCAGAUCGAUAAACUAACAACACUUUCUGUAUAUUUUGCCUGGUUUAUGCUUUUCGUCUUUGCUCAUAUUCGAGAAUAUGUGACACGUUUUGGAUUCGUCAAAGAUCUUUCAAGCAAAGAAAAUAAGAAAAUGAAGGUCAGUCUGGUUGGGAAACUUCACAAAUCACACUAUUCUAUAGUACAAUCUUUUCCGUUUUCUUAUCAAAAAACACACAAAAUAUUGUAUUGUCAAAAAAUCGUUCGAUUUUUGCAGAAUUUCGUGCCAUUGUUCAGUGAUUUCGAAGCAUUUUAUCAAAGAAAUUGUUAUAUAAAAGUGCGCGAUGUUUUCGAGCGACCAAUCUGUAGUGUUCCUGGAGCAACUGUAAAUCUUGUCGAUAGAGUUUCACAUGAUGGAAAUUGGACAUAUGAAUAUCCGGGAACAAAAACCAAUGUGAUAAAUGUUGGAUCGUACAAUUAUUUAGGAUUUGCACAAUCUUCUGGACCAUGCGCAGAUGCUUCUGCAAAAAGUAUUGAUGAAGAAGGAUUAUCGUGUUGCACAACAGUUCAUGAAAGUGGACGAAGUGUUUCGCAAGCAAAAUUGGAGAGUUUAGUUGCCGAAUUUCUUGGAGUCGAAGAUGCUAUUUGUUUUUCAAUGGGUUUUGCAACAAAUUCUAUGAAUGCUCCAUGCUUGGUUGACAAACAUUCUUUGAUUAUUUCUGAUAAAUACAAUCAUGCUUCUUUGAUUCUUGGAUGUCGAUUAUCCGGAGCUUCGACCAAGGUUUUCGAGCAUAAUGGUGAGUUUUUCGAUGAAGCAUUUUAUGUUGAAAAAAUUAUCAAUUUACCCAAGAUUUUAUACGUUUCAGUGGCUAAUCUUUUCUUCGGAGAAAAAUAUUAUCGAUGAUUUUUUUUUUCGAAAUACUAGAUAAUAUUUUUGAGGUUCUGAAUUUCAGUUGCCAAAUUCGAAAAAUGUUUGCUAUAAUUUUCAAUGAUCAAAGUCUUUUCCAGACAUGGAUUCACUUGAAAGAAUUCUCCGUGACGCAAUCGCUUAUGGUAACCCAAAAACCCAUCGGCCGUACAAAAAGAUUCUAAUCAUCGUCGAAGGAAUCUACUCAAUGGAAGGAUCAAUCUGUAAUUUGCCUGGAAUCAUUGCUCUCAAGAAAAAAUACAAGGCUUAUCUCUAUUUGGAUGAAGCUCAUUCAAUUGGAGCAAUGGGAAAAACUGGAAAAGGAGUUGUUGAAUAUUGGGGUUGUGACCCGAAAGAUGUUGAUAUUUUGAUGGGAACAUUUACCAAAUCAUUCGGAGCUGCUGGUGGAUAUAUUGCUGGUUCGAAAAGAACUAUUGAUCAUUUACGUGUUGCUUCACCAACUGGUUAUUAUUCUUCGCCAAUGUCUCCACCAAUCGCGCAACAAAUUUAUACAUCAAUGAGUAUUAUUAUGGGAAAAGAUGGAACAAAUGAUGGAGCAUCGCGAAUUGAAAGAUUGGCUAGAAAUUCGCAUUAUUUCCGAAUGAAACUCAAACAAAAUGGAUUUAUUGUAUAUGGAAGUAAUGAUUCGCCAGUUGUUCCAAUGUUGAUUUAUUAUCCAACAAUGUGCGGUUUUUAUGGUCGAGAAAUGUUGAAAAAACGAAUUGGAUGUGUUGUUGUAUCAUUCCCAGCUACACAUAUGACAGAAGGACGUGUACGAUUCUGUAUUUCGGCUGCUCAUACAAAAGAACAACUUGAUUAUGUUCUAGAGGCUGUUGAUGAACUUGGAUCAAUUAGUCGAUCGAAGUUCUCGAAACAAUCACAUGUGUAUAAAAAUGCGAAAAUUGAAUGGUGA